Molecule: messenger RNA, 1830 nt
Organism: Penicillium soppii
Lineage: Eukaryota; Fungi; Ascomycota; Eurotiomycetes; Eurotiales; Aspergillaceae
Product: ferric reductase family protein
Exons: 1
Coding region: 1-1830 (609 amino acids)
Biological process (GO): copper ion import; intracellular iron ion homeostasis; iron ion transport
Cellular component (GO): plasma membrane
Molecular function (GO): ferric-chelate reductase activity
Source: RefSeq, a predicted model, not a curated record
AUGGCAGCAGCUUCUUCGCAUAUCGCGGCACGAGGCUAUGCAUCAGACGCUACAUACAUAUAUGAAUACUCCAGAGGACUGGGUGGAGUGGACGUUCCUCGCGAUGUGAUCAUUACUCGCAUCAUCUACUCUUCACUCGCCUUCUUGGCUGUCGCUUUAUUCUGUGGCCGGAUAGCCCAGAUCAGUCAUGCCUGGCUACGCCAAAUCACCGCCUGCGGCGCAAACAAGAAACAGCAGACCUUCUGGUCCCAAGAACACUCAUCAUGGUGGCCCAAUAUGAAGAAACACUUCCUCUACGCCCCACUAGGCAAGAAGAGACACAAUCGAGAAUUGCAGCUUUCCUCUGUCGUCAAUGUCGGUACCUUGCCCUCGCGGUUGCAGACCAUCCUGGUUGUCCUAUACUUCGCCAGCCAGGUCGCAUACUGUGUGAUCUUGGACUACAGUGUCAACCACAAAGCAGCCCUGGUAGCUGAGCUUCGCGGGCGAUCCGGGACGCUGGCCACCCUCAACAUGGUCCCUCUUUUCCUCCUCGCCGGCCGUAACAACCCUCUGAUUUCAAUCCUGCACAUCAGCUUCGACACAUACAACCUUCUGCACCGCUGGUUGGGCCGUAUGGUCGUCCUUGAAUCAGUCGUCCACACAGCCGCAUGGGCUGUCAACGCCUGCGAUGAGCAAGACUUUGCGCACAUGCUAACCCGCGUCCGAACAACGCCCUUCUUCGCUUGGGGACUAGUCGGCACCGUCGCAAUGAUCUUCCUAUGCAUGCACUCGCCCUCCCCAAUCCGGCACGCAUUCUACGAGACCUUCCUGCACCUCCACCAGCUGGCAGCCGUCCUCGCCUUCCUGGGCGUCUAUAUGCACCUCAAGCUAGACAGUCUCCCCCAACGAAGCUGGGCCCACGCCAUCGCAACAAUAUGGAUCUUCGAACGCUCAGCCCGUCUCAUCCGCCUCCUCCACCUCAACGUUUCAACAGGCGGCACAACAACAAUGACCGUCCAAGCCCUCCCCGGCGAAGCAUGCCGCGUGACCUUCCACCUCCCAAAACGCAUCCCCAUCCAACCAGGCUGCCACGUCUUCGCCUACAUUCCCUCAAUAUCCUGGUGGAUGUCCCACCCCUUCUCAAUAGCCUGGGCUGAAGACACACUAUCCACCCUGACAGCCCCAACCACGCAAAGCAAACAAUACACCGAUCUAGAAAAACAAAGCACCCCAACAAGCGCCCUCAAAACCCAAGUCUCGCUCAUAAUUGGCGCCCAAAAAGGCAUGACCCGCCGCCUGUACAACCUCGCCAACGCCUCACCCUCCAAAUCCCUCACCAUAGCCGGCUUCAUAGAAGGCCCCUACGGCUCCCACCCCUCCAACCCCCAAAGCUAUGGCACAACAAUCCUCUUCUCCGCCGGUGCAGGUAUAACCCACCACCUGCUGUACACGCGCGAACUCCUCAAACAAUCCCACGACAGCACAGCUGCCACCCGCCGCAUCUACCUCAUCUGGUCCGUCCGCUCAACAGAUCACCUCUCAUGGGUAAGCACGUUCAUGGACCAGAUCCUGCGUCUGCCUGGCCGCCGCGACAUCCUCACCGUCAAGCUUUUUGUCUCGAAGCCGCGAAAGGCUGCAGACAUCGUCAGUCCCUCGGCGAGUGUGCUGAUGCAUUCUGGAAGGUGUCGGCCUGAUGUGGUGCUUGAUGAGAUUUUGCCGGGGCGUGUUGGCGCCGCGCUGGUGAGUGUUUGUGGGCCUGGUGCUUUUGCGGAUGAGGUGCGUGCUGCUGCUAGGGAGAGGAUUGGGAGAGGUGCUGUGGUUGAUUUUACGGAGGAGGCUUUUACGUGGUGA